Messenger RNA from Esox lucius (northern pike), 1869 nucleotides. RefSeq names its product histamine H2 receptor. Lineage: Eukaryota; Metazoa; Chordata; Actinopteri; Esociformes; Esocidae. Gene Ontology annotation, molecular function: G protein-coupled receptor activity. Gene Ontology annotation, cellular component: membrane. Bases 879 to 1730 code for a protein of 283 amino acids. The record is from RefSeq and is a predicted model, not a curated record. The transcript is spliced from 2 exons. Gene Ontology annotation, biological process: G protein-coupled receptor signaling pathway.
CUUCUUUUUUAAACAUCAAUGCCUAAAUUAUCCUAACAGAUUAAUUUGUUUCUGGGGCAUGGAUGUGGGUGGUGCAGGUGAGGUUCAUUUAAAUUAUUCAAAUGGCUUGUCCUGUACAAACCGCCACACAUAACCGCCACUGUCUUACACAACAGACUCGAAGCGGAAAAACAACAUCGAGGACUGAAAUAAUUGGGUGAUAUGAGGUGGCUUAAUAAAACAGAAAGGCAAUAAUUAACGAUCAGGAGCUUAGACCAAAUUGGAGGCAUGCUCUAUACCAAUUAUCCCAGAACACCACAGAGCAAAAUGGCUCAUUAACUAUGCUGCAACCAUUACAGAAGAGGAGAGGAUAUUGGAUCUCAAGCGUUUGUUUACACAGGCAGCACUGCUCUGCUCCGACCUCUUUCUCCCUCUCUCGCAAGACUGGGCAUCCACACACCAGCUCCUUGACUGUUUGCCUCCGUAUUUACACCAUUAGGGCCGAAUGUUUCAGUUCUCAUGGUUCUGCCGCUCCACCGAGGGGAGGGCCGCCGUCUCUCACUGCCCGCCUCACUCUGGUACAGACAGGUUACCAGCGAAGCCGUCGGCUGAGCCCUUGUAGUGAACACCACAGGGCGGAGGACAGGAGGAAAGCUUGAGGACGUGGAGACGAGCCUCCUUCCCAGAGCACGGCGGGAGACUGACGCAUCCAAAACAGCAACCGGUGUCCCUGGAGCCCCUGAGGACUGGCCCACGACACACCCAGCGGAGCCUGACUACACACGUCAGCCUCAGCCCACCCGCCAGUCAGCCAGUCAGACAGCCAGCCAGAUCGCAUGGGCUGUGUCGGGAGCCAGCCAGCCCAGGGAGGACGUCUCUUCCAGUGUUAGUCUGGGAGGAUGCAGCCGGUGGCCCUGGUCUAUGCAGCUCUGAUGGUGGUCUCCAGUGUGUGCUGUGUGUUUGGUAACGUGGUCCUACUGCUGGUGGUGUGCCUUAACAAGGACCUCCGCACCGAAACCUGGGCCCUGACCCUGAGCUUCUGCCUGAGCGACCUGGCCCUGGGCCUCUCCACCAUCCCCUUCGGAGCCUACAACAGUCUGCUCCGGCCGGAGGGCUACUCCAACGACGGGCCCCUGUGCCAGGGCAGCGCCUUCCUCUACCUGCUCCUUCAGCUGGCCUCCAUCCACUCUUUGACCUGGGCCACCAUCGACAAAUUCACAGAGAUCUGCUUUGCCCUGAGCUACACCACUAUCUGCACGGCCAAGAGGACCCGGGUAGUUCUGGUCUCGGUCUGGCUCUACAGCCUGGCCAACGCGGCCCUGCCACUGCUGGGCUUCGGUCACUACACCUACAGCUGGACCAGGUUCCUGUGCACCCCCAGCUUCCAGCCGGUCUACAGGGGCUUCAGUAUGCUCUUCAUCGCGGUGGGGAUCAUAGCUCCCAUACUCAUCAUGUGCUCCAUGUACGUGUACAUAGUGUACAUCGCGAGGAAACAGGUGCGGCGAGGCACGUUCGUUUGCAACGACCAGCACUGUUUUCACGUUCCUGCUAAGAACUACUUAAGGAGCUCCAUGGUAAUGGUGGCGACUGUGGUGUGCCUGCUGGUGUGCUGGCUACCUUACAUCACCACCUGUUUUUACGAGACGUUCAGUGGGCGUGACCCUCCGGCAGCAGCCUCGGCCGUGGCCACCUGGCUGGUCCUCUUCACCUCCGCUCUCAACCCGUGGAUCAAUUCCAUGACGCAAUCGUAAGUAAUUACCAAUAGCCCCAGUCACUCAGAGAUGUGGAGACACUUCAACGCCGAUGUCUCCAGACAUACAGAGGCUUUCAGAAAGUAUUCAGACCCCUUCACUUUCCACAGAGCUUGUUGUGAUAUAGACUUGUUUUUGC